GCUGCAGGACCCCUGGGCUUUGCGCAGCUGAUGCUUGUCUCCAGCUUCCGGAGGCACAGCCUGUGGUCCUACGGAGCGUCCCGGUGCUUGCACACCUAGCUGAGACCGUGGUUGGUCCUCUCCGGCUAGUUUGAAGUCUCUGCGGCUCGAGGCUCUUGCGGUGGGGGAAAGGAGAGGCCGGUGUGGAGCUCUCGGGAGGUUGGGGCUGACUCAUCUGGAGUCCCCGACUCCCCUGUGAUUGCACUUGGAAACUUUCCGCUGUGUUUCAGUCUCUGUCUCUCUUGGGGAAGCUGGACGGCAGUUCAGCAGGCCAGGUCCCUGGCCAGGACCGCGCACUAGGGGCCAUGGAGUUCACGGCGUCGCCCAAGCCCCAGCUUUCCUCCAGGGCCAACGCCUUCUCCAUCGCCGCGCUGAUGUCGAGCGGCGGCUCCAAAGAGAAGGAAGCUACGGAGAACACUAUCAAACCACUGGAACAAUUUGUCGAGAAGUCGUCCUGCGCUCAGCCCCUGGGCGAGCUGACCAGCCUAGACGCUCACGGGGAGUUUGGUGGCAGCGUCGCGGGCAACAGCAGCCCAUCUUCCUCCUCUCUGUGCACUGAGCCGCUGAUCCCCACCACCCCCAUCAUCCCCAGCGAGGAAAUGGCCAAAAUUGCCUGCAGCCUGGAGACCAAGGAGCUCUGGGACAAAUUCCACGAGCUGGGCACGGAGAUGAUCAUCACCAAGUCUGGCAGGAGGAUGUUUCCUACCAUUCGUGUGUCCUUUUCUGGCGUGGAUUCUGAGGCCAAGUACAUAGUCCUGAUGGACAUCGUCCCUGUGGACAACAAGAGGUACCGCUACGCCUACCACCGGUCCUCCUGGCUGGUGGCUGGCAAGGCAGACCCUCCGCUGCCAGCCAGGCUGUAUGUACAUCCAGACUCUCCUUUUACUGGUGAGCAGCUACUUAAACAGAUGGUGUCUUUUGAAAAGGUGAAACUCACCAACAAUGAACUGGAUCAACAUGGCCAUAUAAUUUUGAACUCAAUGCAUAAGUACCAGCCACGGGUGCACAUCAUUAAGAAGAAAGACCACACAGCCUCAUUACUUAAUCUGAAGUCUGAAGAAUUCAGAACAUUCAUCUUUCCAGAAACAGUUUUUACGGCGGUCACUGCCUACCAGAAUCAACUGAUAACCAAGCUGAAAAUAGAUAGUAAUCCUUUUGCCAAAGGAUUCCGGGACUCCUCCAGGCUCACUGACAUUGAGAGGGAAAGUGUGGAGAGCCUGAUUCAAAAGCAUUCCUAUGCCCGCUCACCCAUCCGUACCUAUGGAGGAGAAGAGGAUGUGCUGGGGGAUGAGGUUCAGACAACACAAAAUCGAGGAUCAGCCUUUACAACAUCUGAUAAUUUGUCUCUCAGUUCCUGGGUAUCAUCUUCAUCCAGUUUUCCUGGAUUUCAGCACCCACAGUCCCUGACUGCUCUUGGCACCAGCACAGCAUCCAUAGCGACACCCAUUCCUCACCCUAUACAGGGUUCCCUGCCACCAUAUAGCCGACUUGGGAUGCCUCUAACCCCAUCGGCCAUUGCCAGCUCCAUGCAAGGGAGUGGCCCAACAUUCCCCUCAUUCCACAUGCCCCGGUAUCAUCACUACUUUCAGCAGGGGCCCUAUGCUGCUAUCCAAGGACUGCGCCAUUCCUCUGCUGUGAUGACGCCAUUUGUAUGACUCUUCUAAAAAUAGGAGAAUCUAGAUCCAGAAUGUGCAAAUGGAUAAUUCCAACCUCCUCCCCUGAUAAUAAGAAAAUAAAAACAUUUUGGUGAAAUAGUACAUCUGGACAAAAAAUACAGCUUGUUGUAUUUUACUUCUGGUACAUUAAAAUACUUUAUUUAGUUGUUGUUUUUCUUAGUUUCAGAAACCUAAAAGAAGGUCUUCUAUUUCCUAAAGGAUAAAAUUGGAUCUAGCCUCUUUAGUAGACUCUAUCACCGUUCUAUUGUUUGCUGUGUUCAUUUGCUUAACGAAUUGCGUGAGAACAGUCACUGUAAUGAAGUGUGUGUGCUGGGGGUGGUGGGAAGGGCGUGGGAAAUGUUUUAUGAAAAAGGAAGUUAUAAGCCUAAUACUAUAAAGUAACAUCUAAUGAAGUUCUUUUUAAGUGCAAUAUAUUUAUUUCUGCUAGAAAUGUAUUAUCAACAUUAUGUAAUAUUUGAAGCAUUACAUGU
This is a messenger RNA of Lagenorhynchus albirostris (white-beaked dolphin), 2185 nucleotides long. It is a transcript of the gene TBX20, whose product is annotated as T-box transcription factor 20. Gene Ontology annotation, cellular component: nucleus. The record is from RefSeq and is a predicted model, not a curated record. Bases 345 to 1694 code for a protein of 449 amino acids. The transcript is spliced from 9 exons. Gene Ontology annotation, molecular function: RNA polymerase II cis-regulatory region sequence-specific DNA binding; DNA-binding transcription factor activity, RNA polymerase II-specific. Gene Ontology annotation, biological process: regulation of transcription by RNA polymerase II; positive regulation of DNA-templated transcription; heart looping. Lineage: Eukaryota; Metazoa; Chordata; Mammalia; Artiodactyla; Delphinidae.